CAAGAACCAAUGCUGAACACCAAACUACUCGCAAGCAGCUUGGUUAAUUUACAAAUGCAACCUACUAGCAGGACAUCACGUUCAAUCUUAAUCGUGUUUCUAAUAUCAAACCAUCCGAUUCAAUCACAAGCUAUUCUAGUUACUACAAUGGUUUGCCCGAUGAAAACAGAGUGGUUUAUUAAAACGGCAGCGUUUUGGGCUCCAAAAUGUAGGUCCUUUUUGGCGCUCUCAGCCUGGGUCAAUCCAAAAAGUUCGAGAAGCCACUGGAUUUUUCACCACUGUCUACUUCUUCUUCCACCAUACACCCUACUCCAUUAACGCAUUCAACGCUCCUUCUAUCUGAAACUUAAGUUAUUACCAAACACUCGCGCUUCUUCUUCUUUAGCCUGCAACCGGAAUCAUGUUCGGCGUCGUUUUCCCCAACCGGAGCUUUCCCCUGGAUAUAUCCGCCUUCUCUCAAAUCGACACCUUUCACUGGGUACUUGACAUGAACACCUUCGUAGGCGAAGCAUACGAUCAAAUCCGUGAAAUCUGCAUAUUCCUCUUAAACAACUUCACUCUCCCACCAGAUAAAGCCCUAGCCGUCUACAUCCAAUCCCCCGGCUCACCCUUCCAAUUCUGCGGCGCCGUAACUAUAGCACGCCCCUCCGCUGUUCUCUCCCUCAAUUGGCCGGAGCCUGGCGGAGGCCAACUACAACUCACCGCACCGGAUUCCGCUCCCUUGUCUGCUAAAAUAGGCGUUUCCGUUGAGGACUUGGCUUCCUUGCCGUCGUUGGAUGUGGUUGCUGAAAAGAGAAUCGAACGGCUUGCAAUGAAAGUAGGAGAGAAUUUGUUUAAUUAUAUGCAGUCGUUUUGUGGCGUUGAUGGAAGUAAAUUGAUUGUGCCUAUGGAUAUAUUAGACCAUUGGUUUAAAAAGUUUCAAGAUAAGGCUAAACGUGAUCCUGAUUACUUAAAAGGCUUCGAUUUGUAAUUUUUUUAGUUAUUAUUAUUGUAUCUUUUGUAUCAUUUUGAUAAAUUUUGAGGAAUCGAAUUGUAGUUUUUUGAA
Molecule: messenger RNA, 1045 nt
Organism: Mercurialis annua (annual mercury)
Lineage: Eukaryota; Viridiplantae; Streptophyta; Magnoliopsida; Malpighiales; Euphorbiaceae
Product: protein OPI10 homolog
Exons: 2
Coding region: 401-970 (189 amino acids)
Biological process (GO): protein import into nucleus
Cellular component (GO): nucleus; cytosol
Molecular function (GO): nuclear import signal receptor activity
Source: RefSeq, a predicted model, not a curated record